AAAGUAAAUUUGAUGUGGCGUAACGGUUGGACCGGGAUACCGAGGUCCUUGGAAACGACGAUGCUCCAGUCGAUGCGAUUAUCUGAAAAAGUAUCUAUUGCGUAAUUGUUCGCAAAGUGGCAACAGGAGAGGGGCAGUGACGGUAGCGGGAAACGCAUCGUACGAUGAGCAUGUUAUCCGAUUCACGGUGGGUCAAAGAACAUCUUGUUGGUCCAGACGCGGGGAGUCUGAUCGAGAAUACACUUAGUGCACUCGGUCAAAAUAAGAAAGCUGGCUGUAGAUGCUUUCCUGUGUUGCUUUGAUCGGGAACGUAAAAAGAGGAGCACCUGACCAAAGAGCUGUCUCACGGGAAGAAAAGCAUCGUCGUAACGGAGUCUGCGUGUUACAACGACGACACUCAGGGAAACGGCGAGGGACGAAGAAGAGGAUGGAGCCACGGCCUGGUGGGGGUAGAUCAGAGGGAGAGGAUGGUGGAAGCGAAAUCUGGCCUCAGUCGUGCGCGACGCGCCAUAUGCGGUGGACCAUUUGUCAAGGCGCUCACAAAGGCCAAUAAUCUCGCGUGACACGUGUGAUUCCCCGAUAAAAAGUGUCACGUGCUGGCUGCACACCCCUCUACGACCGGAGGCGAGUAAGCCCCCACCAUCAUCACCCCGCGAAACUUCACGGAAAAACUUUUUCCCUCGAAGCCGCUCGACAAUUUCGUUCCAGUGUCGAACAGAGAGCGGUGUGUCUCGAAGCUCAGCCGUAUUUUUUUCUCGCGAUUGAAUCGUCCGUAGAAAACUAAUCUUUCCUCGGAGGAAACCGAAGAGCAAAAAAAGGAAACAGAACGAAGGGUGAAAGAGAGGUGAAAUACCUUUGGUGCGGUGGAACAACGCUACACUUAUUCGACCAGGGCCCUUUCCGAACGAACGCCGAUCGAACUUCCAGAGAAAAGUUUGGACCCUUGGUGCCGGACGCAAUGUCGCUGCCAAACGUAAAAGCUUAGCACUCGGACAAGAUUGAAAAAGUGGCACGAGACGAUCGCGUAGGACGAACAAGGGUAGGCGCCUUUUUUCCCUUCCGACAUACGCGAAGUUCGAUUAAACGAAAAUCUAUACUGGCAGUCUAUCAAAGCGAAAGUGAAACGAAGAUUUACGUUCGAUAUAAUCGAAGCUCGUUCACGAUGGAAUCGGUGUGAUCGAGCGUAACACAACACAUCAGGUUGACGUUUAAUGCAAAUCGCUCUUUUUUUCCACGGUAUCUGCUGCUACACGUUGAUCGUGUGUGUAACGCGUUCCGACGCGCGAUCCCUGAUGGACAAUCGACGAGGAUCUCGUUAAGGACGACCGGUGGAAAGAAGCGAAGAAAUUUAUGGUGCGACGAUCAGAGAAGGUGUUAUCAGCCAGGUGAUAAGCACCCUUGCACCGACUGUGAAGCCGAGCACGCUGACACGAGCGUUCUUCUCGCUCUUUUUUCACCGUUUCCCCGCAUCCUUGUAUUCCACGGCUUGGUGUCGACUCGGAGGGUGGCCUGUGCUGUGCGGUCCUCGAGCCGGAACACGGAAGCCUUCGCGGCGUGCACCGUUGAAAACGCGCCGGGGGAUGAUAGAAGAUGAGCGCGACCGGUGAAGGAGGGGCGAGAGAAGAGUGAAGGCAGCCACCGAGAAAGCUAUCCGGAACAACGAAGAUGAGAUGGGAUGCCGCGCUCUACCUACUUUCUCUGCUGCUCUUCUCCUUGGCCAAUCUUUGCUGGGCUCUCGUCGAAACUCGAGGAUGCAAUCGCACUGUCAGGAAUUCCGUUGGAUGGAUACGAUGGACGGGACGAAUGGGACGAUGUAUUAUUCGCAUCAGAGCGCCUCCUAGAGAUCCUCAGGUGAUCGAGUUAAAAGUUAGGAGGUUGCAAGUUGGUUUCCUGAAAGAAACCAGAUGCGAAGGCGCUUACGUUCAAUUCUCUGAUGGCAGCGAGGAUCUUGAGGAUGAAACAGGACGUUACUGCGGCUAUGUGAGUGGCAACACAACCAGGCUGUUCCUGCGAAAGGGACCGAAUUUAACGAUCAUAAUGGACUCGGACGUAAAGUUCGCCGCCGAAAAUCCGGUGAUCUUCUCCGCCCAGUUUUCCAUACUACCUGCCCAGCUGGCCGCCGAACGGCAUCGUGGAUUCUCCCCGUCCUCUUCGACAGAAUGCCCAUUGGAGUGCGCCGUGAGGAAUGAUCGAAGGUCCUGCAGGCUCGCAUCCCCGGGUUAUCCGGGCGUGUAUCCACGUGGUAUCAAAUGUAGGAUUGCUCUGGAGUCGAGCGCGGGUCGCUUUAAAAUCGGCGGACAACCGGACGACCUUUUCGACCUGAUGAACCGUACGUCGCAGGACGGUUGCCAGACGGAGAACUGCGAACAGCACGUUGAGAUCGUGGCGGAAGUGACGAAGACGAGGGUCGCCAGAUCGAAAGACGGACGAUCUCUAACGGAAGAGGUUCCGGUUGAAAGGCGAGCGAGAAGGAGCCCGGAUCACGACGAGGAGGUGGAAUUUAUCAUUGGGCAAACGUCGCACAAGACCAGGAGAGGCAGAAAUAAUCGAAGAAGACUUAAGAAAGCCAAAAAGGAAGCGGACGGAUCAAAGGGUCCGCGCGGCAAUUCCCAUGGAAAAGCAGCGAACGGGGAUAUCCGGAGAAAUAUCGGCCGUCCAAAAGAGAUCACUGAACAGUCUUCAGCAGACGCGUUCCACGGCUCGAGGAGCAGCUUCAGGCAUUCCGGUGGCUAUCGCGAUCAAGGAAUCCGGCUAGAAUCUAUCCAGAAGAGACUUCGUCACCCGCAGCGCGUCCAUAAGAAGUCCAUGGAUUCGAUAAGCUCAAAAAAGAAUUUCGAUCAUGAUCUAAGAGAUAUAUCGGAUGCGAGGAUUCUACCCGACGGGUUGGGACACGAGAUUGCAAGGAAAGGCUUGAGCCAGGAAAAGAUCACCGCGUUACAGGUUCCCGACUACAGAUACGCAAAGAAGAGUCGAAUACCAGAAAAAUUAGCAAGCACCAGUUGCGUGGGCGAUUAUCUGGCGUUGCUGGAGAACGUGGACGGAAAGAUCUUUGAAAUUUUCAAGUUCUGCGGAGAGGGUCACGUUCCACGGAUCCUUUCGAAAGGAAGGAGCAUUAUCGUGGAGUUCUUUGCGGAACAGGACGGCACUAUAAUGCACGACGGGUUCCAGUUGUCGUUUCAGGAAACGGAAGAGGCGCCCGGCGUGAAACACGAUCGAAAUUGCGAGUUCGUUUACAAAAGUACGGAACGAACCAGGGAAAAUAUCAAGUCGUUGCAGAGCUGGUAUCCGCCGAAUACUUUGUGCAGUUACAAAUUUAUGGGCAGAUCGUCGGAAAAGAUCUCCGUUCAUAUGAAGAUAAUCAGGAACGAGCCGGACCAGGAAUACGCUUCGCAGAAACGGAACUUCAGCCUGAAUUACUGCUCCGGAAACGAGAUUGCGGUUUACAAUGGGAUCGAGGUGAACAACAGCGUCUUGAUGUGGUCUUACUGCGAUGUGUCCCACCAGGAUAUUAAUAACAUUCAAGUUCCUCUCACCUCCAGCGGAAAUGAAUUGUUAAUACAAUAUUAUAGCGCGAAGGGCUCGUACGAUGGGCAAGAAUUCACUUACACGAUAUCCUACAGGUUCAUAAAGAAAUCGCAGAAUUCUACCACUAGACGUCAAGUCCAGGACGAUUUCAAGCUGAUCUCUCUCAGGCCGGUAAACUUUUCAGCGUUGAACUUCAACGAAAGUGAGAAUUGCAACUGCGAUUUCGGCGACAGAAUCGGCAGCUUUAAAAACUGGUUUAUGGUACUCGUUGUCUUAGGAAUAGUCUCGUUUCUCGGUGCCAUCCUCACUAUAAUAGCUCUCCUUGCCAAAUGCAUCAAAAUGCGAUCGAUGGAGAAGAAACUGCUGCAGACUCCGAAACUAUAAGCCCGAUCAAAUUUUGUACGAUUUUCUAUCUGUUCGAAUAAAACGAUUUUUUUUACAAGCGAAAAUAGAUUUAGAUCUACGCAUGUGCUCACUUGAUCCACAUUUGGACAUCUACAUUUAUUUAUCGAUUGUUGCAAUGUGAUUAAAAUUUGGCCGGAUGUAAUGAUCUUCAAAUCUUUACAACUCGAAUCAAAAUUGAAUUUGGAAUUGAAGAAUUUGGAAUUGAAAUAGAUAUCGCAGAUAUUUCUCUUGAUAUAACUUAAUCUAUACGUUGCAUUAUUUUUGUCGGAGGAGUUUCUUCUUAAGUUACUAUUUUUUAAUAAAAAUAUUUCUAUCUUGAUUUAUAUUCAAAUUAUAUCUAACGACAGUUCUUGAUAUUCACGUUUCUCGUUCUUUUCCUGCGAUUUUAGUCAACUUUGCAUUCACCGAACAAAUUUUCAUUCAAGAUAGGUUUUAUUAAAAAUAGAUGAAAAUGUAUAUACAACAAUCCAUGGAAAGGAAGAAAUAUAAUGGCAGCACAAGAUACAAAAACAACUACUACUUUUGUAACUUUGUUCUAUACUUGUCACAUUCUCAUUUUCGUUCGUUAAUUUUUCCUUUAAUUUCCACUUUCGAUAUCAAGAGAAAUUAUGUCUCAAAAAAUAUAAUUUUAUUUCAUGCUCUAUAAUUAAACCUGAAAAUAUAACUAGUCGUACAAUUAAGAACAAAUCGUAUGAUGCUAAAGCAAUCGAGCAUCUUGUUCGAAUCAAAAAAUAUCGCCUAAAAGGUCAAGGUCUCACCGAGAUUUGAACUCGGAUCGCUGGAUUCAGAGUCCAGAGUGCUAGCCGUUACACCAUGAGACCUUGAGAAUUUUUUUACAGAAAUUAGAAUAGUAUGCAUGUGUAAGUAAGUGCAUACUUUACACGUUUUUAUAAUGAAUUAACAUCGAGAAAUAUAAAUGACAAUUGUGAUCGACGCAAUGGCCAAGUCGAUCAAGCAUAAAAUUCCAUCAAACUGCGAACAUGUAAAUACGGAUGAUCCUCGACAUACAUAUCUAAUUAGAAAAACAUAAGAAAAUCAAAUUGUUGACGUGGAAAUGAGAGAAAACGAACGAAAGAGCGUGCGAAGUAGAUAUAAAUACAUACGAUAAAAAUUAUUAUACUUUGAUAGGAGAUCUAAGGAAAUAUCAUCGCUUGAGGAGAAAGCUUUAAAAAAUUUUUUUUACCGAUAACAAUAAGGACUAAUUGUACGGUCGUUGCGGACGCUAAUAUAUACCGUUAUAAAUGUUAUUUUGCAUAAAAGAAUAAACGUCGCUUCUGUACAAUAUGAUAAUUAAUCAAGGGGAAAGUCCAUGUAAUAUAAAGCAUUCUUCGUUGAAUAAAUUGCUGUAUUAUAAACACUUCCUAUAUCAUCAAAUGCUAUUGAUUCUCAUUGUUGGAUCUGAAGUCAAAGAUAGAGGUUUCUUCGUGCAUAAAUUACGAUUAUUCGGUGCUCGAGUCAAACCUUGAAUAUUCAGAUCUCAGUUGAAUGAAUGAAAAUUGCUUAGGAUGUAUUAGUAAAUUGUCCUAAGCAAUUAGCAAACAUGAAAGAAUUAGCGUCAAUUGUACAUAAUAAUUUACCAUAAUGGAAUGAGAGGACAGACAUAUUUCUGUGUUGCAAUGAAAGUUGAAGCUGUAGAAAGAUAUUGUUAUAUAAGCAAAUCUUAAAGCAAAAAUACACAAAGAAAGAAAAAAUGCAAAAAUUAACAAAUCGUACAGACUAGUAAAAUCAGAACAUUGAAUCCUAAUUCUACUCUCAGCGGCAUACCAGAAUCAAAGAUAUCAAAGAGUACGUUUUUAUUGUUGCGAUCGUGAGCAAUUCAAGUAAUUUCGCGAGCAAACUUUAACGAUAUAAUGUGGACAGAAUGGAGGUUCAAAUCAAAAUAUUUAAUUAUAAUUAUAUUUCAAGCGACAAAGAGUUAUGAGAAAAUCAUAAGUAGAUGUGCUUGGAAACGGGAUGAAAUACGUGCGAACGAAACACUUGGGGGUGUAAUAUCGUCCGACAUAAACUAUCGCCCUGCUUAUUGCAUCUUGUGAUGAAAUUGCAAUGUUACAUAUAAAGAGGAAAGAUAAUCACAAAACAAUAUCACAUAAGAGAUUAGCUAAGUAACCACUUGAGAGGAGUAAUCUCUUAAGUUAUCUGUAUUCAUAAUUUUUGCAAUUCACAAUUUAUAAUACAUAAAAUAAACGAGCUACAUCGUUAACAAAUAUGAAAAUUAAAAAAUUUCUUAGGCAGACUUAAGAUUUAAGAAGACAAAAAUGAUCGCUAAUCAUAUGUAAAAUGUUUUGCUAAAUGUAAAACAAGAUUUCCUCGUUGUUCUUAACAUAGAUUAUAUUUCAUUUUUUAUCACUUACGAAUUAUUUAAAUUAAUUAACUAAUGCAAUAGUACGGCUAUUGUUAAAAGCGAUAGCAGAAAGAUUAAAAUAUUAUCGCUGAAUAACUAAGAUUUUAGUAUUAUAGUUAUAACCGCUAUUAAAAAAUUGUACAACAUUUCAACAAAAUUGGAUUAAACGAGAUGCCGUUAACGAGAUAUUUUUUCUUUAAAUUCAAAUGAUGAUUUAAAAGAUGUAAUAACAAAAUGUUUGUUUUUUAAUUUGUUUAUAUAUAGAAUAAACUCUUUCUGGCAUCACACUUCGAGGUAUUAUAAUGUCGUUUUAAAAAUCUCCAUUUUAAUUUAUACAGGUGCUUCGUUUAUGAAAAUGGUAACUUUUCCAUUAAACCGCAAUCUACCUACAUUAAUUUAAGAGCAGUUUCGGUGAACGCAUAAUGCGGGACACAAUGAAGCAUUCGCACUGACAGUAAUUGGACGUUGCGCAAGCAAUGAUUUACCGGAAAUAUAUUACAUUGGCUAAGUCAAGGCAUGAAUCAGCACUUAUUCGUGUAUUUUGCCCAUGUUUCAUAAAGCAACGAGCAAAAAAAGUGAACAAGCGACACAGCUGCGGUGCCAAACAAUAAUUUGUUAAAAUGUUCCUACUCGUUUCGUACACGAAAUAUCGCGAGAAUGUUAUCGAAUGUAGAUCUCUAAGUAUUAAUUUUUAUUAUCCUCGCAUAUUCACGUAUCUCCGUCGAAUACUAAAUUGAUCUACAUUUAUAACAAUGGAACGUAUUUUUGUAAAAAAAGAGAAAAGAAAAAUAAAAAAUAAUAAUGAGAAAAGCAACUUGUAAAUGUGAUAAAUAUUUAAUCGAAUUGUAAGCCCACUAACAGUAAGCGAUCUACAAUAUGUAAUAGCAUCAAAAUGUUCGAACGAUGUGUAACUGUAUCAAGUGAAAUGAAAACACUUCAUAAUAAAAACAAAAGUAUUGCUAAUUGUA
Bombus impatiens (common eastern bumble bee) is the source of this 7239-nucleotide messenger RNA. RefSeq lists its product as uncharacterized. Bases 1666 to 3909 code for a protein of 747 amino acids. The transcript is spliced from 7 exons. The record is from RefSeq and is a predicted model, not a curated record. Gene Ontology annotation, cellular component: plasma membrane. NCBI's taxonomy places the organism in Eukaryota, Metazoa, Arthropoda, Insecta, Hymenoptera, Apidae.